Molecule: messenger RNA, 894 nt
Organism: Fusarium sp. VM40
Lineage: Eukaryota; Fungi; Ascomycota; Sordariomycetes; Hypocreales; Nectriaceae
Source: the annotation of a GenBank genome assembly
AUGAACUCCGCAACAGCAGUUAUCGAUGGCAUCACGAUUCCAAACCAUACAAAACAAUACGAGUCAAUCUCAGCUCAGCGCCCAGAAUUAUCCCAAGCCGGCCGCACAGUCCUAGUCAGUGGCGGCUCUACUGGUAUUGGCCAUGCCAUUGCACGAAACUAUUGCAUCGCGGGUGCUUCCCGUGUGAUAAUCCUGGGGCGUCGUAAUGACAUCGUCAACGACGCAGCCUCGAAGCUCAAUGAGGAAUUCCCCAGUACCACAGUUACUGCGCGUGUAUGCGAUGUCUUUGACAGAGCUCAAUCGCAGCAGGUGUGGGAUGAACUCGAGAAGGAAGAAACCCUGAUUGAUGUUCUCAUCCUCAAUGCUGUCAGCGAGCCAGCCCUUCAGCCAAUUCUAGAGCAAGGGGCGGACAGGCUUUGGCUUGACUUUGAGAACAAUAUCCAUGCUCCUCUCUACCAUGUUGAGAGAUUCUACAAGCAGCCAAACCAUAACAAGCAGAAGUUUGUCGCGUCUGUGUCUACCCAGGAUAUUCAUCGCUGGGACAGUGCACCCCAGAUGCCGGGCUAUCAACUGACGAAGAGUUCCUUUGCUACUGUUAUGCAGCAAGUCGCACGAGAUACACCAGAGGAAAAGAUGCGAAUCAUUUCGUUCCAUCCCUCGGUUGUGUUUACAGAGGCGGCAAAGAAGACCGGGUACACUGAGGACACUCUGCCCUGGACAGAUGCAAACCUUCCUGGUGGCUUUGCUGUCUGGGCUGCUUCUCCUGAAGCGCAUUAUCUUCACGGCCGGUUUGUAUGGUCAACUUGGGAUGUCAACCACCUCGGAUCCGGAGACCUCCGUGCCCGUAUCGAUUCGGAUUCGUGGCUGCUCAAGGUUGGAGUGAAGGGUCUGUGA